This is a messenger RNA of Malania oleifera, 2127 nucleotides long. RefSeq names its product AAA-ATPase ASD, mitochondrial-like. The record is from RefSeq and is a predicted model, not a curated record. The transcript has a single exon. The coding region runs from base 220 to 1692 and encodes 490 amino acids. Gene Ontology annotation, molecular function: ATP binding; ATP hydrolysis activity. NCBI's taxonomy places the organism in Eukaryota, Viridiplantae, Streptophyta, Magnoliopsida, Santalales, Ximeniaceae.
CUGCACUCCAUACUCAUGUCUUCUCCCGCAAGCAAGCAAGCAAUACAAAUUAGAACCCACUGUCUUCUUUCUUUCUUCUUUUUCUUGUCUUCUCCCGCAAGCAAGCAAGCAAGCAAUACAAAUUAGAACCCACUGUCUUCUUUCCUUCUUCUUUUUCUUCUUCUUCUUUCACGUAUCUUUCUUUCAUUUUUGGGCUUCUAACAUAUCCACCAAGCUUCAAUGAAAACAACGGCAACCAUGGGAGAGAUGUGGACCCAGCUGGGGUCAAGACUCGCCAGCAUUAUGUGCCUCUGUGCAAUCUUCCAGCGAUUCUUCCCUCACUAUCUCCGCGAUUGGCUCGAGAGAUUCGGCGGCAAUCUCGCCAGUUUCGCCUCCCCUUACAUCUACAUCUUCUUCCACGAGUUCAACGGCAACGGUCUCCGCCGCAGCCAAGCCUACACCGCCAUCGAGAUCUAUCUCGGCGCCAACUCCGCCGCCGAAGCCAAGCGCCUCCGGGCCGACGUCGCUAAAGACUCCUCCUCCGUCACCUUCGCCAUCGCCGACUACGAGGAGGUCACCGACGAUUUCCAUGGCGCCCGACUCUGGUGGACGUCCUCCAAAAAACCCCCUCCCGCGCAGACCAUCUCCUUCUACUCCAACUCCAACGAAAAGAGGUACUACAAGCUCGCCUUCCACCGACGCCACCGCGAUCUCGUCGUCGGCAAAUACCUUAAGCACGUUCUCGAGGAGGGAAAGGCCAUCGCGGUUAAGAACCGGCAGCGUAAGCUGUACACGAACAGCGACGGCGACGGCGGGUACAAGCGGAACCCCUGGAGCCAUGUCGUGUUCGAGCACCCGGCGACGUUUGAUACGCUUGCGAUGGAGCCGAAGAAGAAGGAAGAAAUUAUAAAAGAUUUAAUCAAUUACAGCAAGGCUAAGGACUACUAUGCGAAAAUUGGGAAGGCUUGGAAACGGGGGUACUUGCUUUACGGACCGCCUGGUACCGGAAAAUCGACGAUGAUUGCGGCCAUGGCGAAUCUCCUCGGCUACAACAUUUACGAUUUGGAGUUGACGGCGGUUUCGGACAAUACCGAACUGAAGAAGCUCUUGAUAGAGACGUCGAGCAAGUCCAUUAUAGUGAUUGAAGAUAUUGACUGUUCGCUGGAUCUGACGGGGCAGAGGAAGAAGAAGAAGAAGAAGAAGGAGGAGAAGGACGAGGGAGGGAAGGAUCCGAUGAGUAAAUUGCUGGGUAAAGAGACCGAAAGUGAGAAAGACAGUAAGGUGACAUUGUCUGGGCUUUUGAACUUCAUCGACGGGCUGUGGUCGGGGUGCGGCGGAGAGAGGAUUAUAGUUUUUACGACCAACGAUUUGAAGAAGCUUGACCCGGCGCUGAUUCGGAGAGGGAGGAUGGACAAGCACAUCGAAUUGUCGUAUUGUGGUUUUGAGGCUUUUAUGGUUCUGGCUAAGAAUUACUUGGACGUGGAUGGGCACGAGUUGUUUGGGGAGAUUCGGAGGCUGUUGGGCGAAACGGAGAUGACGCCCGCCGACGUGGCGGAGAAUUUGAUGCCGAAAUCGCCGGAGGAAGACGCGAGGAGUUGCUUGGAGAGACUGGUUGAGGCGCUGGAAAAGAAGAGAAAGGCAGACGAAGCAGGGAAAAGGAAGAGAGAGGCUGCAGAAAUUAUUAGAGAAGAAAGAGAAGAGAAAGCGAAUUGAAGAAAAGUGUCUGCGAAGGGGCCGGGAGAAGGGUGGUGGAAGUACAGGAUAAUUAAAUAAAUUAAUGUUAGUGAGUCAGUAAAUUAGUAAAUGUAAGGGGUUAAUUAGCCGUCACGAAAAGUUUACGUCUAGUGAUGAAUGGUGAUAUGAUUCAAUGAAACUCUUUGGAGUCCUUAGUCAUUUUUCAGUGAUUAAUGAGAUUUGCAGGUGGAGGAGGGUUUGGGAAGAAAUGAAAUUAAGACUUAGUAAAUGAGAUUUGUUGAGAUACCUUUUCAAAAAAAAAAAAAAUAUGUGAUUGGUAGGGAUGGAUUGUGUCUUUUUUGCUUAUUGAAUUUCUGUUUAUGGUCAUUUUGUGUAUGCAUUAUGGUGGGUUGAAGUUGGGCAAAGCAAACAGGUCAAUGGGGAGAAACAAUAGCUAAUGGUGAAGCUUGCAGC